Messenger RNA from Trichoderma harzianum CBS 226.95, 444 nucleotides. RefSeq lists its product as hypothetical. The transcript has a single exon. The coding region runs from base 7 to 444 and encodes 145 amino acids. Lineage: Eukaryota; Fungi; Ascomycota; Sordariomycetes; Hypocreales; Hypocreaceae. The record is from RefSeq and is a predicted model, not a curated record.
GCCAAAAUGAGUGACCUACGAUCUCGUAUGAUGGAACUUGCCAUCUCUUUCUUAAAUGCUUUCAACGAGUUCACCACAGAAUCCGUUGUGAGAUAUCGCAGCGAGAGUUGCAUGCACCGCCUCCUACCAAAAUCACUAGACGCGCCGCCACGCACCAACAGCGAAUACUCUGCCUGGGUCGGCAACCUGAAGAAUGUCAUGAGCGGAUUCAAACUUUCUUUCAUGGAUGGCUAUGAGCCUAUAAUUGACGACAAAUCCCGACAUAUCACCUUGCACCUCAAAUCCACCUGCGAAACGGUACUGGGAGAAUAUCAGAAUGAAUAUGUAUGGAUCAUGAAGGUCGAUGAGACCGGCCAAGAAAUUGUGGACAUCAUGGAAUUCGCGGAUAGCGCGUAUACAAUUGAAUGGAUUCAGAAGCUUCAAAAUGCUAUUGAAAAGAAGUAA